AUGAAAUUAUUUCUUCUUCUUUACGCGUUCGCAGCCGUCACACGAGCGGCUGAUGAUCCAUCGACCACAGCUCAUGACGACGGAGACGUGGUCGCUGGGCCCCAAGAUGCUAAACUCCAAGUUGUCGGCCUUCAAGAUUCUAUCAGCGUCGCUGUGGAAGGCAAGAACGUGAAUGAAGAACACAGGAAGAUCAUGGCCAAGAUCGGCCUUAAUCAAGUGGAAGAACAUAUGGAGAGGGUGAAGAGCAAGGUGAAGGAUGAAAAUAUUCAGGGGGGCGAAAUGAAGAUGCACCUAACCGUCCCGGACAAGAAAUACGUCGAACAAGAGGCUUUGCAAAACAAUGCUGACCUGAUGAGGACAGAGACAAGAGAGGGUAUGACAGCGAAGCAAAAUGAACUAAACACUGCUAAGGAUCUUGCUGCUUCAAAAGCCAAAGAGAUUCUGGUAGGCCAGGGGGCACAAGCGAUAGUCCUUGCGGUCGCCGCUCGCGAACAUCCUGUUACUGUACCCGGGGAGCAUUCGGGCAAGCACAUUAUGAACGCUGAUGGCACUACCACCAUUCAAGGCGUCUCAGCACCUCAGAAACAAACCACAGCUGAGUACCACAAAAAAAGGCGUGAAAGAGAGAGGCGCAAACAUCCACCGAAGCGGCCAGCGCAGGACCAACUAGCACAGGACCAACCAGCACAGAAACGGCCAGCACGGAUUCUACCAGCCCUGAACCAACCAGCCCAGAACCAACCAGCACGGAACCAACCAGCCCAGAACCAACCAGCACGGAACCAACCAGCACGGAACCAACCAGCGCAGGACCAGCUAGCGCAGGACCAGAUAGUGAAAGAUGCAGAAGAGAUAAGAUCUGGUGCGCCAAGGCCCCCGCCAACGGACAAGGAACUCAGCGACGCAGUGAAGGAACUCAAGCAACAAGCGGCAGAAUGGGGAACAGACACGACCGGCAGCGGUGAGUCGUGCUCGGUCAGCUACGGCCCACGGGGCCUACAACGAAGAGGUUGCGGUGCCGCCAAUGCGAAGAAGAGCCCAGCAGCGAAGAGUCCGGCAACUGUGUUGAACAAGCACCCAGGCCCUAAGCCUGCAACGGGGCCUGGGAAGAAGUUAGGAAAGCAAGAGGGCAGGAAGUCUGGACGGCCUCAUGGAAAACGACCAGCAAUUCAAGGAGCAAGGAGCAAGGGGAAGCAGUCUUCCAGAAAGCCCACCGAAAAGCAGACCAAACAGGCACCCGGCAAAUCUGGUGCAAGAAAGGCCUUCAGUACUGAAAAGGUACCCGUCAGAGGCAGGCACAAGAAAAACGCUGCCCAGGGUGUAAUGAAGGCUGGGGGCAAGAAGAAGACGGCUAUCCCUAAAAAGGAACGAUGCUAUCUCAAAGAAAUCACACAGGAAGGCUAUUCUUAA
This is a messenger RNA of Clonostachys byssicola, 1410 nucleotides long. Lineage: Eukaryota; Fungi; Ascomycota; Sordariomycetes; Hypocreales; Bionectriaceae. The record is from the annotation of a GenBank genome assembly.